This is a messenger RNA of Aphanomyces invadans, 846 nucleotides long. RefSeq lists its product as hypothetical. Gene Ontology annotation, molecular function: cysteine-type peptidase activity. The record is from RefSeq and is a predicted model, not a curated record. Gene Ontology annotation, biological process: proteolysis. The coding region runs from base 1 to 846 and encodes 281 amino acids. NCBI's taxonomy places the organism in Eukaryota, Oomycota, Saprolegniomycetes, Saprolegniales, Verrucalvaceae. The transcript has 3 exons.
AUGCAAGACUGGGCCAACACCUGCCCCGGCUUCCAGCACGGCGGCCCCACUGGCUGGCAAAACUUGGCCUCUAACACGCCGUGCGGCACCAACGGCAAGGACUGCAUGAAGAUCGUCGGGGCGUCCUGGAUGUGGUACGACCAAGAAGAAACCAAGUGGAACUACGCGAGCAACUCGUGCAACGGCGACUGGUCUACGUGCGGCCACUUCUCCAACAUGAUGAGCCCCGAAGUCAAGUCGAUCGCGUGCGGGUGGUCGGAGUGCGUCAACGGCAACUACGUCUGGUGCAACUACAACACGCCCGUGAAGUACCCCAAGGUCCCCAAGAUCGCCGGCAUGUCCAAGGUGGAGUUGAAGGCGAUGGUGACCCAAUGCCCCGGCGCGCCUUCGGACCAUGCCGUCAUUGCGGUCGGCUACGGCACGUCCUCGAGCGACUACUUCAAGAUCAAGAACUCGUGGGGCGCUCAGUGGGGUGACAACGGGUACAUCUACUUGCAGCGAGGCGUUGGCGGCAAGGGAAUGUGCAAUGUCGCCGAAAGCGUAUCGUAUCCGGAGUUGGACCAAGAAGUGCAAGACAAAGAAGCCCAAGUCCAAGAAGCCCAGGACCGCCGUGCCUUCCACCACGCAAGCGCCUAUGCCUACGUCGAAACCACCCUCGCCGUCCCCCGCUACUGGCACCACCGUCAAGGACCAACUGAUUCACCAGACGAACAAGAUCCGUGCCGCCCACGGUCUGGGCCCCGUGACCUGGGACGACGCCUUGGCGUCCAAGAUGCAAGACUGGGCCAACACCUGCCCCGGCUUCCAGCACGGCGGCCCCACUGGCUGGCAAAACUUGGCCUCUAA